Molecule: messenger RNA, 1272 nt
Organism: Salvia hispanica
Lineage: Eukaryota; Viridiplantae; Streptophyta; Magnoliopsida; Lamiales; Lamiaceae
Source: RefSeq, a predicted model, not a curated record
AUGGAGACUCGUACUGAGACAGUUGAAGCAUCAGUGGCUCUAAUAUUAGAGUACAUCUUGCACCUUUACAGAUUUGAGACAAUUUGUAUCCUACGCCUUCUAGAUGCAAACCUCCGACGGAGAGUGCGCACUCGAAGGGAAAUGCCAGUUAAGCCAUCCACUUUGAUAGAUAGGAUGCCAAUGCAAGUAAGGCAUAUGCAUAGGUUAGUGGGAAUUACUGAUUUUGAUUGUUUGGAUAACCUCCGAAUGGACCGUAAUACAUUCGGGGGGCUCUGCCAAUUACUGAAACACGUGGGAGGCCUGAAGGAUGGGAGAUUUGUGCUUGUGGAGGAGCAAAUAGCAAUGUUCUUAGAGAUUUUAGCACACCAUAGAAAACAUAGGAUCGUCAAGUUUGAUUUUUGGAGGUCAGGACAAACGGUGUCUAAUUAUGUUCAUCGUGUAUUGAGAUCUAUUUUAAAGUUGAAUGCUCUUGUUACGGUGAAACCUGACCCAGUAACAACCGAUUCUGUUGACCCCCGAUGGAAGUGGUUCAAGGGUUGCUUAGGGGCCCUGGAUGAGACAUAUAUCAGUAUGCUUGUACUUAAUGUGGAUAAGCCGAGGUAUCGGACGCGUAAGGGAAAAAUAGCGACGAAUACUUUAGCUGUUUGUGAUCGGUAUAUGAGGUUUGUCUAUGUCCUGCUGGGAUGGGAAGGGUCCGCUGCUGAUUCUAGAGUUCUCAGAGACGCGAUCAAUAGGGUUCAUGGCUUGCGUGUGCCAAAAGGGAAUUUCUAUCUUUGCGACAACGGGUACGCUAAUAGCGAAGGUUUUUUGAGCCCAUAUAAGACUGUCUGUUACCACCUUAAAGAGUGGGGUCCUACUGCAUCAAUGCCCCAAAACCCCAAGGAGAUGUUCAAUAUGAGGCAUACAAAGGCACACAACAUAAUUGAGCGUGCUUUUGUGGUGCUAAAAAUGCGUUGGGAAAUUCUUAGGAGUGCGGCAUUUUAUCCCGUUAAGAUCCAAGUUAGGCUUAUCAUGGCUUGUUUUUUGCUACACAACUUUAUCCGCUCUGAGAUGCCAACUGAUCCGAUAGAGAAAGAACUUGGCUUCGAGGAUUGUGCUGAGUAUGAAGGCCAUAAUGAUGGGGGCGUUGAAUUUGUGGACGGGGUAGAGCCUUCAACCGAGUGGAAUCAGAAACGCGAUGACAUGGCACAAGCUAUGUGGGAUCAUGAACAUGUUGGAGCACGACGACGCGAUGUUGGUCCCGGAAUGUCGUUGCGGUGGCGGCUCGUGUAG